Molecule: messenger RNA, 724 nt
Organism: Hibiscus syriacus
Lineage: Eukaryota; Viridiplantae; Streptophyta; Magnoliopsida; Malvales; Malvaceae
Exons: 2
Coding region: 16-471 (151 amino acids)
Molecular function (GO): polysaccharide binding
Source: RefSeq, a predicted model, not a curated record
UCCAAACUAGAAGACAUGAGAACACAAGCUUCAGCAGCUCUCACAAGCUCAACACCUUUGUUUCUUUUAAUCUUAAUCUUCUUUUUCCGAAGUUUCCAUGCCAGAAGCCUACAGCAAUGCUCCUCUUCCUGCGGAGAUUUGAAGAACAUCAGCUACCCUUUCCGUCUCGAGGAAGAUCCCGCUGGUUGUGGCGACUUUGAUUUUCAACUAUCUUGCCAGAAUAACGCGGCCAUCCUGAACCUUCGAGGAGGAAAGUACCAUGUCAAAGGAAUCUACUAUAUUGGAAGCACGAUUCGUAUUGUCGAUGUUAACUUAGCCAAUGGAAGCUGUGCUCUUCCAUACAGAUAUCUUCCGAUGAGUGAAGCCACCGAAGAUAGUCGAUUCCCCUCAUUAAUUACGUUCUGGCAAGCGAAUUUUUUCAACUGCUCCGACGGAAUCCCGAGCUGGCAGAUAGAAGAGUACCCUGUUUGAGUGGAAACACUUUCCACGUUUAUGUCAAUUUCAGUAACAGUAACUUUUUUGCUACUGAAAUUCCAGGGACUUGCAAGGUCAUUUCAAGGGUUCCUACAAGCUCGGAAAAUGAGUUGAAUUACGUUUAGUGUAGGAAUUGCCACACAUUUGGCUAUUCCUGCUUCUACAGGUCCAACAACGAUACAAGAAUCUUUAAGUGCGAAAUGAUAUAUGAAGAAGAGUAUGGAACCCAAUUAGCGUUUAUCAUAUCGUA